This is a messenger RNA of Sphenostylis stenocarpa, 360 nucleotides long. The record is from the annotation of a GenBank genome assembly. Lineage: Eukaryota; Viridiplantae; Streptophyta; Magnoliopsida; Fabales; Fabaceae.
AUGAUAAUGGAAUGGGGACAACUGGUAGCAGACGGCGCGGCCCUUUCGCAUUGGAAGAUGACUACAGAAAAAAGGUUGGUUAGUUUUGGAAUGGUCUCUGUCAGGAAGCUUAGCUUGUUGGGUUGGAGAAGAAAUUUCCAGCUACUUGUUAGCAUGAAAGGAGGAUCUGGAACAGAGAUGUCAGGUGUGGAGCCCAAAUCAGAGUCUCAGUUGUCGAAUCCAUCACCAUCUGGCCGCCUUGUUCUUGGCCCAUGUCCCGCGGAGGAGCAUAGACUUACUAAUGUGGUGAAGUUGGGAAAAGUUGAUAGAUACAAGAGUAGGCAAAUAGAGAAGAAGAGCUGGUGGAGGGAUGGUGGCUAG